AUGCCAUUGGCGCAGUCACCCUUUACGACCCGGUUCGAUGAAUGUGUUCAAGAGCUGUUGAGUACAUGGCACGUUCCUGGCCUCGCGAUAGCAGUUAUCGAUGGCUCAUCCACAUUUUCCAAAGGAUAUGGAUUUGCGCUUCUUCCUGAUACUCGAGUGACACCUGAAACAGUCUUCUUUAUGGCAAGCACCACAAAGUCAUUCACGGCCGCGAGCACUUCGACUCUUUCAUCAGUGAUCGAAGAUGAUUUUGUUCUCUCAGACAGCUCUAUUACAUCCCAAGUUACAUUCGAGGAUGCCCUCAGUAACAGAACGGGCCUUUCAGACAACAAAUUCAGUUUCGGCUCGAGAUCGAACUCUGUCAAGGACGCUGUACGAUCUCUUCGACAUCCUCCUUUAGCGGCUGAUCUCCGUGAAAGGUAUCUGUAUAGCAGUUAUAUGUUCACCGCUGUCUCCUGCGCAGUUGAAACUUUGACCGGCUCUGGCCUCGGGGAUUUCAUGAAGGAGAGACUUUGGCGUCCCUUGGGCAUGAGGCAUACCUACUGGACACCACAACAAGUAGUUGCAGACCCAGAGACAAUGCUAGCACACAGCUACGCCUGGGACGCAACCACCGAAUCUUUCAUCGAACAUCCAGUUCCCAACUUCCGAGCCGUGUCCGUGUCAGGAGUUGGUGUAAUGAUCAGUAACGUUAGUGACUACACAAAGUGGCUCCGCUGCAUGAAGAACAAGUCAUCUCCGUUGAGCCAAGCCGCACAUGAGACACUGAUCGAACCUCGCAUUCAUAUUACUGAAGCAGGCAACAAUCCAUUCCCGCCGCGUCAUGCAUACGCUCUUGGCUGGACAAUUGACACCUAUCGCGGCCACCGUGUGAUCUGGCACGGUGGUAGCUGGACUGGGUUUGGAUCAGUCAUGAUGUACGUGCCGAUAUGGUUUGAUAAGAUGGUACUGUAA
Molecule: messenger RNA, 954 nt
Organism: Penicillium maclennaniae
Lineage: Eukaryota; Fungi; Ascomycota; Eurotiomycetes; Eurotiales; Aspergillaceae
Product: serine hydrolase domain-containing protein
Exons: 3
Coding region: 1-954 (317 amino acids)
Source: RefSeq, a predicted model, not a curated record